Messenger RNA from Lolium perenne, 1303 nucleotides. The record is from RefSeq and is a predicted model, not a curated record. Lineage: Eukaryota; Viridiplantae; Streptophyta; Magnoliopsida; Poales; Poaceae.
CCAGACCUUGAGAAGACCUUAGUUGAGUUACUUCAUGAACAUAAUGUUCCUCAGUAUAGGGGUAAUAAUGGGUGGUCUUCUGAGGCUUGGAGUAAGAUAGUCAGUGAGUUCCACGCCAAACACACAUAUGUCACCAUGGACAAAAAUCAGAUUCAAGAGAAGGAGAAGGAAUUGAAAAGAGACUACAAGAUGCUGAAAGAAGCAAGAAUGCAAAGUGGUGCUUCUUGGAAUGAGAAAAGGUGCAUGAUAGAGGCUGAACCACAUCUUUGGAACAACAUCAUCACUACAUUUCCUAGAGCUAACAAGUUCCGCAAGAAGCCUUUUCCUCUCUUCGAUGCUCUGGGAGAAUUAUAUGAUGGACAAUAUGCAGAAGGGACUUGGAAUUUCACCUCUACUCAACCACCACAAUAUCCUGUUUUUAAUAAAGUAAAUGAGGGAGACCAACUCAGUAGUAGUGGAGUCGAAUUUCCAGAUUUAGAAGAAAGCUAUGCGUAUCAAGCACAACAUGAAGCUGGAGAUGCAAGACAGAAAACAACUGAAGAAGUACUACCACAAACUACAGAAGACACAAGUGUUGAAAAGAAUGGACAGAGGCCGCCUAGAAAGGCUGGUGCAGCGUCCAAUCAAGAAAAGGAGCCAAAGAAGGUUAAGAAAGGUGCGGCACUGGAAGGAGCACUAGAGAGGUAUAUUGAUGUGAGAAUUCAACAGGUUCAAGGUGAGGCUGCUGCCUUAGCGAGGGAAAAGGAGUUGGUGCAAGCAAAUGAUUACUCAAUCAAGAGAUGCAUCUCUAUUCUCAUGAAAACAACAUGGCCACGAGAUGAGAAGGUAAAAGCAUCCGAGGUUUUCCAGAUUCCAGCAAACAGAGAGACAUUUAUCAGUUUCAAUGAGGAUGACCCAGAACUUGGUCUGCUUUGGUUAAGAGGAAAGGUGGAUAAGCUUUGAAGUACAGGAGGGAGACGACUUGAUGUCGUCAUGUUGUUUCGAUGUCAAGCUCAUAUGAUGAGAGAUGCUAGAUGAAGAUUGAAGUUGCUUUGUUCAAUAUUCUGUACUGACUUUUAUAAUAUUUGGGCAUGAACUCAAUCUUAAGUAUGUUGAAAGGACCUUUGCUGUUAUUUAUGAUCAAAUUAUGUCUGCUAAGUUACUUAUAUCAAAUAGUUGAUCUAGAUGCAGACUGAAGUGCUGCUAGGUGUCAUCUAUUUGUAGAGGAGUUUUGAGAAGCGAUGAUCAAAUUAUGCUUGGCAGAAGCUAUUUGUAUUAUCUUUUGAUUUUCAUCAUGAUUAAAUGUGAGAAACAUUUUAAUGUU